Molecule: messenger RNA, 3466 nt
Organism: Diprion similis
Lineage: Eukaryota; Metazoa; Arthropoda; Insecta; Hymenoptera; Diprionidae
Product: transmembrane protein adipocyte-associated 1 homolog
Exons: 9
Coding region: 427-1599 (390 amino acids)
Biological process (GO): G protein-coupled receptor signaling pathway
Cellular component (GO): plasma membrane
Molecular function (GO): G protein-coupled receptor activity
Source: RefSeq, a predicted model, not a curated record
GAACCGAUAGCCAUGUUGUUAUAGUAUCUGUCCUAUCUCGCGAAUGAUUUCCUCGUUCGAGAUGUAAUGACUACUCGGAAAACAAGUAUCGCGCUUUUUAUACUCGCUGCAAAGUACACGGUAUGGGGUUACUUCGCUUGGCGAAUAAUUCACGGCUCGUUGAAUCGUCCAGAACCUGAAAAGUCGACAUUGAAUGGUGUAGUCUGCUACGGGGAACAAAAUGGGCAUUGAGCAUUUGGCCCAAGGUUGAAAACACUCGACGACACCACAAUAAGUCGAAAUCUUUGCUCAGCCUCGUCACGGAGAGUACAUUUCUCCAUAGUUAUGAUGCUACCGGGAAUCAUGUAAUCCAAUUCCGCCUAUGUAUUCAAUGGAAAACUGUUAUGCCUAAAACUUGUAUAAAGACAUUCACUGUGUGAUAAAACCAUGUAUGGUAACGUAGAAUUGGAAACUGUGUCUGAGGUACACUUUCGUCGAUUACUUGGCACUACGAUAGAUCCAAACAUCAGUUUGGCAAUGGAAGAAGAAGAUUACUUUUGCAAAUUGAUUUUAUACAAGGAAAUUGCUGAUUCCAGAGUGAGAAUAUGGGAUGUUGUAAUACUCAUUCCAAAUUUGAUAUUUCUUAUAUUUAUUGCUGCACGAUUUAAUAGAGCAAGGCUUAAGUUGCGUGCAACUAGCAGUCCAAUAUAUUUAGCAUUUUAUGGUCUUGUUGUAAGUAAUAUCCUAAUCUCAGUAAUACGCUGCGUCGUAUCAAUGACUGUUAACGCAGCAGCAACAGUCGGUGGUUUAGCAGAUAAGAUUCUAUGGGUUACGGUCAGAUUCUUCCUACUAUCUACAGAAAUGAGCGUGGUUAUAUUCGGCUUAGCUUUUGGGCACUUGGACAGUCGCUCCAGCAUUCGAAGAGUUUUGCUGGCUACAUCUUUCAUAGCACUAGCGUUUACGAUAACUCAAGGUACACUAGAAUUGGUUUUACCCGAUGACACAUUUGAAAUACCGAGCAGAAAAUUUUACCUUUUUGGACAUGGAGGAAUGAUGUUCUGGUUCUGCAGCAGUCUUGUGUUCACAACGAUAUACCUUCUGAUAUUAAUACUGCCACGGACAAGAUUGCGUGAUAGACUUGCUUUGCCUACUAAAAGAAGUUUUUACGUCUACGCGGGUACCUUGGCUUUUGUCGAUUUAGUACAGUCGAUAGGAGCAGGUCUGUUGAACUAUAUGCAAGCUCCUGAAGGGCUGUGUAUUGUUGACAUCACCGCUGCGCUGUACUUGACUCUAUUUACACCAUUGGUCUACCACACAUUCUUGUCAGAAUUGUUCGGCGUGUCCCAACCGACUCUAAUGUUCUCGUACAAGGCGCAAGUGGACGAUACUAUGGAUGAAGAUACAGUUUCAUUACCUCAUCAACAGAGUUUUUCUUCAUUGAAAACUGACAGCGACUACAUAUAUCAGAACAACAGUGUUUAUGAUUCAACUCAAUUUGACACUGGUGCUACCCCGGUGAACCCCUUGUACGCUGCUUCCUUGCAAAGUCCAGACAGCAUAACGGGGUACAGUAUAGAUAGUCAAGAUGCUCACACCCAUAACAACGGCUAUCAACAAUAAAAGUACGUUUUAAUAUGUAAGGAGCGUGAGAAUUGCUGAUACACUCUCUACCUUAAGACUAUAAUUUUGACGUAUCAGUGUGAUGAAUUGCAAUUACGGACAGAAAGAAUCUUUUAUGUCAUAGUAUAUGAUUAUAGGACAGAUUUGUUCCAUCUUCUGUUUGGAUUAACUAACAAGUUUCCUAGGAUAUUUAUACUUUUGCCGUUAUUGAUAGCAAAAUUGUAUUUCUUGCUUAAGCUGUAAAAGAAACCUUAGUGUAUUUUUUUUCACAAUUUCUAAACUUGAAUUUGUGGUAACACUUAGCACUGAUUUGCUGCUAUCGUUGCUGGGACAAAGGGACAAAGUGUUGAGUUACUACCUUGGUAGAAUCGAGUGCAGAUAAUUGUACCCUCCAUCUGCUUCUAUAUUCAUGAACUAACAAUAAGGAUGCACAAAUAACACUCUGCUAAAGUGCAUUGGCAAGCUGCUGUUUCUUAUUUGAACUGGAGAGUGCUUGUGGUUGAAAUAUGAAAGAUUCGCACAAGAUUCUCACAUUCAGAAAUUACGUGUAUUGUACUUCAGGUCUAUCUAUGAUUUUUUGAUAUUAAAUUGUUAGGUAUAAACUAAUGCUUUAUGAGUAUUAAUUGUUCUGAGAUUGUUUUCCCUCUGCACGGAAUCUAGUCGUUAGUCAAGUGACUGAAGUAAUGCAUAACUAGAUGUUAUACUGUAUAGAACUUCCAAAAUGCAAUAGAUUAUAAGUGUGGAAAGAGAUUCUGAUUUCUGAUUGAACAGUAGAAUAUGGAUUUCGAUCUGAAUUGAUUGUUAAGUGGCAGUUCACUUCAAAUACAUAUAUGUUUAUAUACGUAUACAAUUUAUUUGGUAACAUUGAUAAUAUAUAGGUAUAAUAUCUUUCUAAGAAUAUUUUAUUCUACCACAAUUACUUCGUUUAGAACGUAUGAGUUGAUGUUUAUGGGCUGAACAAAUGUAAGGUUUAAUUUAAGAUGCUAUUAAUAUUUACAUUGUAGGUAUCACAAUGUUUCUCAGACGACUUCAAUCAAUUGUAUAAGUUAAAUGCACCAGUUAUCGUCACUGAAUCAGUAACUGGUAGCCAUACGCUAGAGUAUAUCUGUAAGUAAGUCCUCGGCCCCUGUAUUUAAAUCGGACUGUUUAUUACUACUUCGGUAACAAUAACUGGUGCGUUAGCCCUGAUAAGUGAUUAUAUUAACUGUGGAAAUAGAACUAGACUAUGUAAUCCAUAUGGUUAUCGGCAGGUUGUAUUCAUCUUCAAUCGUGCUUUCAAUCUGUUUACAAAUUAUGCAGUUCCGCUCCAGCUCUAACUUGGGUGGUCUAUAGGAUUUAGGAAUCAUCUCGGUGUUUCAUUAUUAAAUCCUUACAUACAAAAGUUAUCGAUAUUGUAAAGCUACCAUUGUUAACUAUUGAAAAGUGUUCAAAAACCAUUGAAAUGCUGUUUUAGAAUACUUAUUUCUCGUUUUUACACAUUUUAUGUAAAUCUAAGAUUGGUUUAUUCGAAGAUUCACGAAUCAGAAUUGAAAGUUGUGAAUGCAAAAAGCAACGAAUAAAAAAUGAUUAAAUAGAUGAAUACAUUUUCAUCGAAAGUCUUACUGGUCAGAUCUAAUGAAAUAUGAAUGAUUCUACCAUGUUGUAAUAAAGCUCAAUUGCAGUUGUAGUAUGAUAUUAAGCGAAACAGAUAUUACUUGAGAUUAUGUGUAUCGAAUGUAUGUACGAAAGGGGUUUAAAUUUUACUUUUUUAUGUUAAGAAAUGAUAGAAUUAAGAAAUAUUUAGUUAGAAAAUUCAUUAUAAAAACUAAUCUGAUAUGUACAUGAAAUAGAAAUCAUGCGUAAUUGCCAAACAGUGGGGUAAAGUACU